Messenger RNA from Quercus robur (English oak), 5271 nucleotides. RefSeq lists its product as uncharacterized. The transcript is spliced from 3 exons. Bases 1 to 5271 code for a protein of 1756 amino acids. The record is from RefSeq and is a predicted model, not a curated record. Lineage: Eukaryota; Viridiplantae; Streptophyta; Magnoliopsida; Fagales; Fagaceae.
AUGGAUAGCUAUAUUUGCACUAGCAGCCAAAACAAUAACGCCAUAGCAGCAAAGCUGCAUAUAGAAGAUAUAAGGAAGCGCAAAUUCUCAAUCGGUGAGAGUCGUCCAAACCCAUUAACUGAAGAUCUUCAAAAUGCUGUGGCCAACCUCUCCUCCGAGCUCUAUACCAAAGAUGUCCAUUUCCUUAUGGAGCUUAUUCAGAAUGCUGAAGACAACGAGUAUUUAGCUGGAGUGAAGCCGACGCUAGAGUUUGUACUGACGACAGCUGAUAUAACAGGAAUCGGUGCACUAGCGACUCUAUUGGUGUUUAACAAUGAAGUUGGGUUCUCUAAAACCAACAUUGAUUCCCUUUGUGGCAUUGGAAGAUCCACCAAGAGGGGCCAGAGGCACCAAGGCUUCAUCGGAGAAAAGGGGUUUCGGCAACUUACAGGAAUAGGAUUCAAGAGCGUGUUUCUUGUCAGUGGACUGCCACACGUAUUUAGCAACGGAUACCAAAUCAGGUUCAGUGAAAUUCCAAAUCCUGAUUGUGCCAUUGGGUACAUUGUCCCAGAGUGGGUUUCCACAAACCCAACUUAUUCAGACAUCCGGGCCAUUUAUGGGUCUGGCAAGGCUCUGCCAAAUACUGUGAUUAUUCUCCCUUUAAAGCCUAAGAAAGUGGAAGCUGUGAAGAAACAACUAUCAGAAAUUCAUCCUGAAGUAUUGCUAUUUUUGAACAAAAUCAAGCGAUUAUCAAUACGAGAAACCAGCAGUAAAACUUGCAUUGCAGACUCUAUUUCUGCAGUUUCUAUCUCUACUGAGACUAACCUUGUCUCAUUAAAGACUCAGGGAGCAAACUGCCGUGUAGUCCAUCUUUCAGUUCAGGAGGAAGUGGACGCGACCGAGACCACAUGCCCUUAUUAUGUAUGGAGACAAUGCUUCCCUGUAAAACCGAAUAAUAUGGUGGAUGCAAGGAAGGAUAUAAAAGAAUGGGUGAUAUCUCUGGCUUUUCCAUCUGGUGAGCGACUGAAGCGGGGGACUUCUUCCACUGGUGUUUUUGCCUUCCUACCUACUGCAAUGGUUACUAAUUUCCCAUUUAUAAUCCAGGGAGACUUCAUACUUACAUCUUCUAGAGAAACCAUACUGUUGGAUAACAAGUGGAACUCUGGAAUCCUGGACCAAGUGCCUUGCUCCUUUUGCAGCGCUUUUACUGCUUUUAUGAAGUCCACAUUGACUGAAAAAUACUUUUCUGUUGCUCAAGUACUUCAUUUCUUGCCUUGCCAAGUGUGUCCAUACAAAGAGCUAAAUACAGUGAGGCAAUUUAUCAUGAUAUUGUUGCAGGAAGAGUGUAUUGUUCCUUAUGAGACAUUUGUUGAUGAGAAGAUAGUCUUUUGCAAGCCAACUAACGUGAUAAGAGUCCUUCCUGAGUUCAGGAAAAUCAUGCGGCGUAUUAAAGAACAUGGUGUCCUUUCCCAUGCCAUUUCUGCUCAGGGGAAGUUUGUGUUGCAUAAUUCAGUAGACUGCAAAGAAUAUGACGAUUCCUGCAACUUUCUCAAAGUUGCUCCUGCAGGUAUUUGUAAUGACUGGUAUGGAAAAUGCAUUCAAGAAUGCAACCUCACUUGUAGAGCUUCUACAGAAGAGUAUGUGGAUCUUCUUUGCUUUCUUGCUGAAAAAUGGAGAUUUAUUCCACUAAGGAGUGUCAAUAGCAUACCCCUUUUCAAACACAUUACUUGGAAUGGAGAAAUAAAGUCAUGUAGUUUACAAGCAAUUAAGCAGGAACGUCUAAAGAUUCAUAUUGUCUGGGAGCCACAAGAACAUGCCUGGCUAAACAAAUGGAACCAAGUGAUGGGUUGCCCAUAUGACCGUUUCUUCUUCCCUGAUACCUUGGUGGCUGCUCUGGUAGGGUGUGAAAGACAAUACAACUUGAAGCAAUGGUUUAUCAAAUACGUGGGUUUGGUAGUCACUACUGUUUCUAAAUAUUGUUCACAACUUGGUUGUUUUCUUGAAAUAAAGAAAGACCCAAAACUUGUUGUCUUGUUUUCUCAUUUCAUGUAUCAUACAUGGUUAAGAAACUACAUUCGAGAGAGAGAGAUUUGUAAUGUUUUUCAUUUCAUGCCAGUCGUGGAUGAAUGUGGAAAUGUGAUUUUGUGCAAGAAUACUCUUGUUCUGGCUUCCAGUAGCAAAUGGAUAAAACUGUUUGGAUCUAAUCCAUUUACAAAGGCUAAUUGCAAGUAUGUUGAACUUGGGGUGGUAUAUGCUGAAGCUGCCGAAUUUGCUGGAGAAUGCACUCCAGCAAAUGAACUAUUGCAAUUUUUCAAAAAGCAUGGAAAAACUUCUGAUUUGCCAGACAUAAUACCUCAGGACAUGGCGUUGCAAGUUGCUUCUAGUCAACUAACAUGUGAGGAGGCUUUAAUGCUUCUGGCCUGGAUCCAAAAUUUGAGAGCUAAGAAAUAUGGAUUACCUAUAAGGUUCAUCCAAAGCAUACGGAACGGGAAAUGGGUUAAAACAUCUUCAGGAUUUAAUACUCCUUCCCAGUGCUUUCUUUGUGAUGGAACUGAGGUAUCAACUCUCUUGGAGAUGGGAAGAACUCUAAAGGUUUUAUCAGAUAUUGAUGAAGCGUAUUAUAUGGACAGGAUAAGAGCUUAUAAAUAUGAGUUGAUUUUCAUUGGAAUGCGGAUUGGUUCUGACGAUAUGUAUCAGCUUAUCAGUGACCACCUUAAGCAUCUUGCUUCCUCAUCAAUGAGCAAACCUUUUGCAAUUUUGCUGCUUAGAUUUAUAAGGUACUCAAAUCACCAAAAUAAACUUGAUGAAGACUUCUUAAAAUCUGUGAAAGCAGGGAAAUGGUUGAAGACAAACCAGGGGUAUUUGACUCCUCCAGGAACUGUCUAUCUGAUGCCUGAUAUGGUAGAUGGUUUUGUACAAAUUACAGAUCUGCAUGUUGUUGACAGAAGAUACUAUGAAAACCAACUUGAUUGUUAUGAGGAGGAGCUAAAGUUUCUGGGUGUUGUCAUCGAUCUGGAAGAUGUUUAUAAACAAAUACCAGAGCACUUUCAAUUUCCAAAAGAUCUUUCAAUUUUGACAAAAAAUAGUGUUUUUCUGUUGCUUGGAUGCAUCCAGCAUUUGGGGCUUGCAGGUAACAAUUUUGUGCAGAAAAUUAAAGACCAACCCUGGAUGAAAACUAGCUCUGGUUUCAAAUGCCCUUCAGAGUCCCUUCUGCCAGGUCUUAAUUGGGACCACUUAUUGAAUAUUGUUCCUUUGCCUGUUGUUGAUGAAGAAUAUUAUGGAAGCAGAAUUGGUUCAUACAGAACUGAACUUGAGGCAAUUGGGGUGGUUGUAGAUAUAAAUGGAGCAUGUAAAAUGCUUUCCUUUACACUCAAGUCAACAUUGUCUUCAAGCAGUUUAACCAGCACCAAUGUGUUCUCCUUACUCAACUGCAUCAGGUGCAUGAAUAAGAUAAUGCAGACACAAUUACUUGAUAUAAUUAGCUGCUUGUCAGGGGAGAAGUGGUUGAAGACUUGUCAUGGCUAUAAAUCUGCCCCAGAAUCUAUUUUGUUUGAUCAGAAAUGGGGAACAGUCUCCAAGUUCGUGGACCUUCCUUUCAUUGAUGAGGCUUUCUACGGUCUCUGCAUCCACUCAUAUAAAUGUGAAUUGAAUAUGCUUGGCGUUGUGAUUAAUUUUAGUGAAGGGGCUCAUUUUGUUGCAAGAGGUCUCAAGUUGCCAAGAGAAACAGCAUCUUUAGCACCAGAGGGUGCUCUCUCACUGCUUCAGUGUGCCACAUCCCUCAAAAAAAGUUGCAAGUCAACUGACCACUCUACAUUUAAGAUUUUGCUCAACAAAUUAACAGGAAGCAAAUGGCUAAAAACACACAUGGGCUACAGGUUCCCACAAGAAUGUCUCCUGUUCAAUCCAGAUUGGGAAUGUUAUUUAACACCAAAUGAUGGGCCUUUCAUUGAUGAGAAGUUCUAUGUAACUCUUAGUUCUCUGGAAAAAGAAGAUCUAAAAGCCAUAGGUGUGAAGGUGGAUAUUGAGGAAGCCUGCAAUCUUAUUUCCCAUGCUCUUACAUCCCAUGUUCAAACUUCUGCUGUCAGGAGAAUCUACAGAUUCCUAUACAAAUUUAAUUGGAAUCCACAGAUGCAGGACACACGUUCCUCUCAGUUAUGGAUCCCAGAUCAACAAAUGGGUAAAGGAAAAUGGGUGGAAAAUUGGCGUUGUGUACUCCAUGACCAGAAUAAUCUAUUUGACACUCGUCUGCAUGCUCUUGAUAAAUACUAUGAGAAGGAAUUGCUACCUUUUCUGUCAAGGGCUUUUGGGGUUUGCGAAGUUCCUUCACCAUAUGAUUAUUUAGAUAUCUGGAAUAUCUGGGAGGCUUCGCAUCAAGUUUCCACUGCUAAGCUAAGCUCCUUCUUCGGGCAAAUAUCAGAAAAUUGGGAAAACUGGGAUUCUGACACUAGAAGUAUCCUCAAAAGACAGUGCACCAUGCUUCCAGCGGCCAAUACUUCAGGAGCAGUUCAGUUUGUGAUGAAAGAAGAAGUUUUUAUUGCUGAUGAUUUGCAGUUGAAAAAUUUAUUUAUUGAAGCUAGUGAAAAUCCACUGUUUGUAUGGUUCCCACCAAAGUGUUUGUCAUCUCCAGCUAAAUUGCUAGAAAUUUACACGAGUCUUGGUGUUCGAAAAAUAUCUGAAGCUGUGAAGUUUGACCUACAUUGUACUUUGUCUGCAAGUAAAAUUAUUGAUGAUACAGAUUCCCUGAUUGGGAAAGCUUUGAUCAAGUUGGUGUUGGCCUUCGCAAAUAUGCCAAUGGAAGAAAAACACAAGACUGCAAAAUCUCUCCUUGAACUCUCAGUUUAUGGCACGGAAGACCCAAUAUCAGUCCGGUAUGCCUUACAGUUACCUUUGCAGAAAAGGAGGCUAGAAGUAGAAAUUAAAAAAAUGGUGCUUUGGGAGAAGAACUCACAGAGACUGCUUGUCAAUAAAUCAACCUGGAAUGAAGGAAAGAAAGAUAUAAAAUUCAUUGCUUCUUUUGCACGAGCCAUCUUGGAAGCAGUUCUACCUAACAGUGUGGAUCAAAUGGACACACUUUGCAGAAUGAUCCAAAUGGGCAUGGCACUUGGGUUAGAGGAAGAUGCAGUGGACUACCUGCUAUGGACAGAGAAUUUGGAACUAUCUGUUGAGGACAAGGAAUUCCUUGAUCGUUCAUUUCCCUCUGGUAAGUCCUCUCCUGUUUUGGGCAAGCGCCUGUCUAUGAACCCCUUAUUGCCUUCAACUCCAAAUGGUUCAGCCUGUAGGAGGCGGCUUUGA